ACACUCUAAAAUCUGAAGACUUGUUGUUGGCGUCCCUCCUCCCUCCCCUCCCUGUGCUUCAUUCAGCCCCCCCCAUCGGUGAGGGUGGUGCUGAACCGGCCCGGCUCUUGGUUGCAGUCAGAGCUUCUCUGUCGGAGCGGCGGCUGGAGGAUGAAGUCCCACUCAUCUCCCUCUCCUGUCAUUCUCCCAGCUCUCCAUUCUAAUUUUGGAAACAUGGAACCUCGGAGAGCGCUCUCCCAAAGCUAUUUACGUCCUUGCUCCUCCUCCCCCUCUCCCUCUUCUCCUCCUCUCCCUCUUGUUUUUCGGGAGAACAGGAUUCUCUAGCUCCAUUUCUUGGUCUCCGCAGAGUCCUUUUUUUUGUUGUUGCUGGAACUCCAACUUUCCUCUUCCUGAGCGCACCAGUGCAGGUCAGCCUCUCGGGAGCCAGAUUUGUGCCAGGAUCAGGGUGAUCCAUGCUCUUACCUCAGAGAGGACUUCCUGGAAGCGCGGGAUAGGAGGAUUUGUCUCAGGUGAUGGUGACCGGAGCCAGAGCCUGCAGCUUGGGAGCUGUCGCAGCGUUUGAGCGGCUCAGUCCUAACUCGGCGUGAUGGGGUCUCUGUGGAGGGGUGCUUCCUGAACUGUAGCAGCGGCUCUUGUCCUGGCAUGCGGCUGCAGCCGCCCGUGUCAGGACUGUGCGCCAUGUUGCAGACCAUCUAUGAGACGGAUUCCUGCUUUUCUUCUGCAGACAGCCGCCAGCAGCCUCUGCAGCUCCUGACUGGCAAACAGAGCUCCAGCGCAGCCAUGCCCAUCGCUGUGGCGGAGGUGAAGAGUGGCCUCCAGUCAGGCAUGCAAAGCCCCGCAGCAGCGAGCAGUGAGCAGAGAGGAGGAGCUACAGAAGGAGGAGGCGGGCUGGCAGAAAGCUCUACAACCGAAGGAGGCCCAGUGGACCUACGGAACGAGCCCAGGGUGGGGUCUUUGUCUGGGGGAGUGGCAGUGGACACGACGCUGAGAGAGCAGCAGCUUCAGCAGGAGCUGGUGCUCCUCAAACAGCAGCAGGAGCUACAGAAGCAGUUGCUGUUUGCUGAGUUCCAGAAGAAGCAUGAGGUUCUGACGCGGCAGCACGAGGUCCAGCUGCAGGAGCACCUGAAGCAACAACAGGAGCUGCUGGCAGCCAAGCGCCAACAGGAGCUGGAGCAGAAACGGAAGCUGGAGCAGCAGAGGCAUGAGGAGCAGGAGAAGCAGAGGCUGGAGCAGCAGCUGCUGCUGCUCAGGAACAAGGAGAAAGGCAGAGAGAGUGCCAUCGCCAGCACGGAGGUGAAGCUGAAGCUGCAGGAGUUCCUACUCAAUAAGAAGGAGCCUGGACCCAGUGGACUGAACCAUUCCUUCUCCCCAAAGUGCUGGGCUGCUCAGCACCCCUCCCUGGACCAGGGCUCUCCUCCUCAGAGCAACACUCCUGGAACUCCCCCUUCCUACAAACUCCCCUCAUUGUUGGGGAGCUACGAGAGCAAAGAUGACUUUCCUCUUCGCAAGACAGUCUCAGAACCCAACCUGAAGGUGCGAUCCCGGCUGAAGCAGAAGGUGGCCGAGAGGCGCAGCUCCCCCCUUCUGCGUCGAAAGGACGGCACUGUCAUCAGCACCUUCAAGAAGAGGGCCAUCGAGAUUUCAGUCUCCUCUAUGUGCAGCAGUGCUCCGGGUUCUGGACCCAGCAGUCCCAACAGCUCCAACACGGCCAUAGCAAACGGCAGCACAGGAUCCGUCCCUAAUAUCCAGACUGAGCUCAGGUCACUCCAUCAGAUGCUGGGUGCUGACGGGACGCUGAGCCUGUACACGUCUCCCUCCCUGCCCAACAUCUCCCUGGGUCUGCCCGCCAACACGCACAUCCCGCCCACACAGAAGCUUUCUGCCCAGCAGGAGGCUGAGCGCCAAGCCAUCCAAUCCCUGCGAGGGGGCGGAGCCUUGACAGGGAAGUUUCUGUCCACAUCCUCCCUGCCGGCAGGUGGAGGUCAUGAGGUUGAGGCUCCUCCUCCAACCUCCCACUCCACCCACUCCUCGCUUCUGCAACACGUGCUGCUGUUGGAGCAGGCCAGGCAACAAAGCGCAAUGCUAGUGCCCGUGUACAAUCAAUCGCCGCUGGUGACUGCUGAGAGGGGCGUGGCCUCUGGUCUCCGCUCUGUCAAUAAGCUGCCUCGCCACCGGCCGCUGGCUCGCACACAGAGUGCUCCUUUGCCCCAAUCCCCCCAGGCCCUGCAGCAGCUGGUGGUCCAACAGCAGCACCAGCACUUCCUGGAGAAACAUUACAAGAUGCUGUCAAAGGGGGCGGACCUUCCCCGGCCUCCGCCCACUCACCCAGAGGAGACGGAGGAGGAGCUGACGGAGAGCAGUGACAUGCAGGAGGAUGAAGGGGAGGCCAGCAUGAGCAGCCUUCAGAAGGACGGACCGAACGACAGCAAACACGUCUCCGAGCAGCUCUUUGUGCACGUGAAGGGUGAGGACGAGCACACGAGUGUCCACGUCAAAGACGAGAGCACCGAGAGUGAGCUGGAGGAAGAAGAGGAGGAAGAUGAGGUCGUCCCGCUGAGAGAAGGCGAGGAUGAAGAGAGGGGGAGCUUCAUGCAGCCCCUGCAGCCGCUGGGCGUCUUCCAGUCCUCGUUGGCCCACAAACAUCUGGGACGGGCCAAGUCGUCUCCCACGGCAACUGUCAGUCCUAUCAAGCACCUCUUCACAACGGGUCUGGUCUAUGACAGUCUGAUGCUGAAACACCAGUGUGUGUGCGGAAACGCCCACAUCCAUCCAGAGCACGCAGGCCGGGUCCAGAGCAUCUGGUCCAGACUGCAGGAGACAGGCCUACUGGGCCGCUGUGAGAGAAUCCGUGGACGGAAAGCUUCUCUGGAUGAGAUCCAGUCCGUUCAUUCGGAGUUUCACACGCUGCUGUACGGAACCAGCCCACUCAAUCGGCACAAACUGGACCACAAGAAGCUCCUGGGUCCCAUCAGUCAGAAGAUGUACGCCGUCCUUCCCUGUGGAGGAAUCGGGGUGGACAGUGACACUGUGUGGAAUGAGAUGCACUCCUCAGCCGCGGUCCGCAUGGCUGUGGGCUCCGUUAUCGAGCUUGCCUUCAAAGUGGCUGCAGGAGAGCUGAAGAAUGGUUUCGCCGUCGUGCGUCCGCCGGGCCACCACGCUGAGGAGUCCACAGCCAUGGGGUUCUGUUUCUUUAACUCCGUCGCCAUAGCUGCUAAGCUGCUGCAGCAGAAGCUGGGCGUGGGGAAGAUCCUCAUCGUGGACUGGGACAUUCACCAUGGAAACGGCACCCAGCAGGCCUUUUACACGGAUCCCAGCGUGCUCUACAUCUCACUGCAUCGCUAUGACGAUGGAAACUUCUUCCCUGGCAGUGGAGCCCCUGAGGAGGUGGGGUCAGGAGCAGGUGUGGGCUUUAACGUGAACAUAGCAUGGACCGGAGGAGUGGAGCCCCCUAUGGGUGAUGUGGAGUACCUCAAUGCUUUUAGGAGUGUGGUCAUGCCCAUUGCCGAGAGGUUCAGUCCAGAUGUGGUUCUGGUGUCUGCGGGCUUUGAUGCAGUGGAGGGUCACCAGUCUCCUCUGGGGGGCUACAACGUGUCUGCCAAAUGUUUCGGAACGCUCACCCAGCUGCUGAUGGGUCUGGCGGGUGGGCGGGUGGUCAUGGCUUUGGAGGGGGGUCAUGACCUCACUGCCAUCUGUGACGCGUCGGAGGCCUGCGUGUCUGCCCUGCUGGGAGACCUGAGUGAUUCUCCGUUCCAGUGGCCGCUGGAUAAUCCCUGUCCCAAAGCUUGUGCCUCCUUGGAGCGGGUCAUCGAGAUCCAAAGUAAACACUGGUCCUGUCUUCAAGCUUUGUCCCAGACCGGCGGCCGCUCGCAGCCUGACGGCGCUCAGGGGACGCAGUCAGAGAAGGACGAGGCGGAAACGGUCAGUGCCAUGGCGUCACUGAGCGUGGACGUGGAGCAGCCCGUUUCUGUUCCGGAGAGCAUAGACAGUGGCAGGUCCAUAGAGGAGCCCAUGGAGGAGGAGCCUAUCUUGUAGGAGGAGCUUGAUAUUUGGGGAGGAGCCUGCCUUGUAGAAGGAGCUCCAACCAGAAGCACACCGGUCAUCUUUUCUUCCUCGGAGUAACUCUUUGUCCACUCCUGCUCCUCUUCCUCCACCACACGUGCACGUACGUGCACACACGGUGGAGUUGUUGUGGGGGGGGCUCUGAUUGGGUCCUAAGAGGAGUUUGGACUCUUUUGCUCCGACUCCUCCUCCCCCUCCCAGUGAAGUGCAGACGACUUGUUGGCAUCUCCAUGGAAACAGGGGGGGGGCUCCACCAGAUGCUCAUUUGCCCCCUCCAACCGUUCCUGUUCCACAUGAGCUCUGAAUGUCCAGCAGGAGGCUGACGCCUGGUCGCCUUGUGUCUGUGGGGGGGCAUGUGGGGGGAGCAGGUGCCUUUCUUCUGUCCAAUAGGAAGCCACAGAUGGCAGCAGGACUCUUUGGAGCCACGUGAAGAGACUGCCGGACAGAGGGACUCUGACUGAACUCUUCUGUCACCCCCCCUCCACCCCUCCCUGCCUCGGGGUUCGGUCAGGCUGAUUCCGCCCGCACCUUUCCUCUGGCUGACGAGGGGAGAACUUUUUUCUCGUGUUUGUUAUCUCACAAGCAUCCUCUAUUUUCUACACCUGUACAUACGUGAGUGUACUCGAACCAGAACUCGUCUUUGGCGAGGCCAGCCUGCAUUUGUUCGCAGGUUCCUCCGGCGUGACGGGGACCACGCUGCCCCACCAGGCAGAGAGCAGCAACUGCAGCUCAGUACCUGUGGACCGGGAACACUGACCCGCAGCCGUCGGCUUUUUUUCUUUUCUUUUUUUUUUGUCUUUUGCAAAAAAUGCAUCAAUGUGCCAAACCAUGAUACCCCCUCUGUUUCACUGUAACGGUGCACAGGAAGUGUUUCAGCCGUCUUGGCCUCUCCUUCAAGCCCGUUCAGGCUCUAUCGCUCUUCUACAUGAAUCUGUCCCAGUGAGACCCCCGCAACUUAAAAAACACUAACAGAAUAACAUAGAAACUUAAAAUAAAGAAAAAAUCAAACCUAAGGUCAGAUCAUCAACUGAAGCUAGUUUACAUGAGCUGAAAUGUUUUGGGGGUUUUGUGUUGGCGGGGGCUAAUGGCUCCAGUGCCUUCUUCAGUCAUCACAUGUAUGAAGUUUCUGAAGCAGAGCUGUGGAUUCUGCUGUCAAUCUACCUAAUGUCACUGAGCCGGACCUGGCUGAUCCGGUUGGUUACGGGACCUCCACAGAACUGAACCACACAGUCCCGGCCCAUACUGACCGUCAGUCACACACUAUGAGAAGCUGCCUCUGGUCGGCACCCCCACACCCUCCGUUGCCAGGGAGUCUGCUGCGGAAGCUGUCGCUCUUAGCAGAACCACGGGUCCAGAAGACCCCCCCAUUCUGUUUGCUCUAGCUGUGUGGGGGGUUCAUAUCAUUCCACACUCAAACAAACUUAUUGUUUGUUUUUGCUACACUGAAUCCAGAGUUUUCUGGAACCUUUUAGGUCUUGGUAUGGACAGCCUACAGCUCCAUCUGGUGGCCAUUACUGAUAAUGCGCUUUGAAAAUCAUUGAGGGACAAGAUGUAAUACAUGAAUAAAAUAGACACAUUAUUUCAUUGAAAUACAUAAAAAUAAGGAAAUAGUAAAAAGAAAAAAAAAAUUAUUGAAAUGCAAAAAUUGAAAAAAACAAAUGAAAAUAUAUGUGAAAAACUAAUAUUUAUGGAGCUUUUUGUUUAAAAAUGUGUAUACGUCUUUUUAUUUAUGGAUUUUUUGCGUUUCUUUAUGUACUUAUUACUGUGUGGUUGUGGCUGUUGUGGCCCUGACACAUUACAACGAGGUUCAGUUCGAGCUGAUGACCUGAGAAUCCAGCCUCAAAGUGGGCGGAAACAAGGCAGACGUCUUUCUGAUUGCUCUAAAAGAGUUCUAAAAAAGCACACAGCAGUAAAAAAUGUAAAUAAUCAGGAUGGAGCAGGCCUGUGGGGCUUAUGGGACAGCAGCGUCCCUCAGUGAAGGAUGAAGGGGAAGCAGCAGCUACAGUUCUGUGCCUUUAGACCAGGGGUCUGCAACCUUCAACACUUAAAGCCAUUUAGGUCAAUUUCUCGCUGACAACAACCCAUCAAAGUCUUAUUUACUUUUUAGGAAAAUAAGAAACUGUUUAUAUUAAUGUUACUAUUAUGAUAACUUUAAACAUUUUUUGGGGAAAAAUAAAAUGUAGGUUUUUUUUGUUGUUUUUUUUUU
This is a messenger RNA of Oryzias melastigma (Indian medaka), 6265 nucleotides long. RefSeq names its product histone deacetylase 5 (gene hdac5). Gene Ontology annotation, molecular function: histone deacetylase activity. Bases 643 to 4032 code for a protein of 1129 amino acids. The transcript is spliced from 28 exons. Gene Ontology annotation, biological process: chromatin organization; negative regulation of transcription by RNA polymerase II. The record is from RefSeq and is a predicted model, not a curated record. Gene Ontology annotation, cellular component: histone deacetylase complex. Lineage: Eukaryota; Metazoa; Chordata; Actinopteri; Beloniformes; Adrianichthyidae.